AUUAUAAAUAUAUACUUUAUUAAAAACCACCAGAAACCUUCAAUCGGUAUACAACAACCCACUUCAACUACAACUACCACAACCAAUACAAAACACCUAUCACUUUACUACCUCUACCUCUCUACCAAACGAACGUCUUUCUUUACCACUAAAGAAAGAAACUAAAGAAAAAAAAGUUUUUCUUUAAAAAAAAUCACAGCAUCUACAUUGACAUGUUCAGCAACCUUCAGUAACCCAUAAUUCUCACCCACCAAAACCCAAGCUACGAAUCUCCAUCGAAUCUUCAACCAACUACAAACCAAUUUUAAAUACAAAAAAAAAGAAUAUAUAUAUAUAACUCAGCCUGCUUUGAUCUUUAUUUUCUUCUUCUUAUUAUUAUUAUUAUAGUAUUUCUUUAUAUAUUUUUAAUUAUUUUGAAAUACGAACAAAAGAACAACCAAACCGAACCAAACCAAACCAAACACAACACAACACAACUUCAUCUAUUGAAUCCUCAGAAUUUUGCCAUCAACUGAACCGAUUCUUUAUCAUUCGACAAUCUACUCUUCUGACGAUUCCUAAACCAAUCUAGAAACCAACAAGCGACACCUCUCUCUUUCUCUCUCUCUCUCUCUCUCUCCCUCUCUCUCUUACACACAGCUCUAUCAUUGAAAUGACUACCUCAGAUAUGCGCCUACCUGGUUUCCAACAGCCAGUGGGGACAUUGGCUGUUCAAAACAAUUGCCUCUACAAUCCCAAUCCCAACAAGGACUCCCCCUAUCCUGGUCAUUGCAUUCAACCUUACUCCAUGCCAGACACACCAACCAGUGCUGCGUUUGAUACAUACCAACCUUUACCUACACCCAACAUCAACACCAACACCACCAUAAUUAUUAAUAAUAAUAGUAGUAGUAGUAAUGGUAUUACUAGCCUUACUACUCCUACCUCUACUCAUGUUACUACCGAUUCACCCGGUCAGCAACCCUGUACAUAUUCGAUCCUGCCUUUUGAAGAGCAACCCUGUCCUAAAUACCGUGAAUUUCUCGAAGCAUCUCGCCCCGAACGUACCCAAAUGAUCGAAAGACUUGUUGAUACUGCAGCCGAGAUUAUCGAUUCAAUUUGGCAACCAAAGUUCCUUGUCGAUCAAAGAAAAGUCAAGGUGAUCCCUACAAAGGGCUUUAUCCGCGAGAUGCUUAGUCGCUCAAAGGCUACUUAUUCGACUCUCCAGAUCUGCCUGUUUUAUCUCUUUCGUGUCAAGAAAGUCGUUCACGAGAAGCUCAGAAAGCGAUUCACUCAACCAACAAAUGUCAAUAAUGUCAAUAAUCAUACUGUACAUAAUCAUAAUAACAAAUCACCCCAACAAUCAUCAAUUAACCGUACCGAGGAUCUUAUGUGCUGUGGCCGCCGUAUGUUCAUGGCUUCACUCAUGCUGGCCUCAAAGUACCUCCAUGACAAGAACUACCGCAACCGCGCCUGGACCAAGAUUUCGGGUCUUUCGGUCAGCGAAAUCAAUGCAGCCGAAAUGGCUUUUUUGAAGCUGAUUGAUUACAAGCUCUAUGUGAGUAAGCCCACCUUUGAUAAAUGGUACACGCUUCUGCACAGCUACACUGCCAACAGGAAAAUAUAAAGUAUAUACAUAUAUUUUUUUUCUAUAUAUAUAUAUAUAUAUAUAUAUAUUUCUUUUCUUUUUCUUUUCUUCUUUCUAUAUAUAUUAUAUAUAUAUAUUAUGGUUAUCAUUAAUAUUGCUAUAAUUUUCUUUUUGGUCUUUUUGGCUUCUUUAUUUUUUCACUACUAUUUUGUUUUAUAACAAAAUAUCAUUAAAUACCAAGAAAAAACAAAAAAGGAAAUAUAUACUAAUGAUAUAAAAGAAAAGGAAAAAAAAAGAAAAAGAAAAAUAUAUAUAUUUAUAUAGAAAAUAAAGAAUUUCUUAUUAUUAUUUC
Messenger RNA from Phycomyces blakesleeanus NRRL 1555(-), 1919 nucleotides. RefSeq names its product cyclin. The record is from RefSeq and is a predicted model, not a curated record. Lineage: Eukaryota; Fungi; Mucoromycota; Mucoromycetes; Mucorales; Phycomycetaceae. Gene Ontology annotation, cellular component: nucleus; cyclin-dependent protein kinase holoenzyme complex. Gene Ontology annotation, molecular function: cyclin-dependent protein serine/threonine kinase regulator activity; protein kinase binding. The transcript has 2 exons. Gene Ontology annotation, biological process: regulation of cyclin-dependent protein serine/threonine kinase activity. Bases 653 to 1606 code for a protein of 317 amino acids.